Molecule: messenger RNA, 1639 nt
Organism: Thrips palmi
Lineage: Eukaryota; Metazoa; Arthropoda; Insecta; Thysanoptera; Thripidae
Exons: 7
Coding region: 1-1317 (438 amino acids)
Biological process (GO): sensory perception of taste
Cellular component (GO): membrane
Source: RefSeq, a predicted model, not a curated record
AUGCCUCUGUCGCCGCGGUCCGCGCUCGGCGCCUACAAGAACCGCGUCGGCGUGGCCCACGUCCAGCUGAACAGUGUGGACAGCGUGCCGGUCAGCCAGCUGCCGGUGCGGGUGUCCUUCGACGUGCGGAACUCCACGCUGCUGUACGCGCUGUGCGUGCAGGCCUUCGUGGUGUGGUCGUGCUACCUCGCCUUCGCGUGGCGGCUCGGCGUGCUGGAGAAGGUGACCCCGGACGAGAUAGACGACGGCAACAUCCUGGACAGGGCCGACUGGCAGAACAAGUACGUGGCCUUCAUGGCCAUGGUGCACACCAUCUGCUGGACGGUGACGCCCUUUAUGUGGCUGGAGAGCCCUCGCGCCCAGCACAUGGACGCGCGCUGCCGGAAGUUCAUGCGGCACUUCGGCCACCUCCUGGACCCCAGCCGGACGCGGGCCGACUACCGCAACGCCUGGAUUGCGGUGGUGCUGUGCGACUUGCUGCUGGGGGGCGUAGGCGUCUUGUGGUGGGCCAAGGUGGUGGAGACCUCGCUCAAGUUGGCGCACUACGGCGCGCACUUCUACACCAACGCCCUCAUCAACCAGGUCGCCUCCCUGUUCUGGUUCGGCUGCCGGCGCAUCCGCCACGUCGCCGCCGCCCUCGCCGACCAGCUCCAGAAGGUGGGCGUCGCUCUGUCUAUGUCGCUCCCCCAGCGGCCCGCGGGGUGCCUCGCGAGUGCGAGAGAGACAGAGCGAAACGCUGCGCUUGGUAUGGCUUGGCAGGAGCUCGACGGCGGCGUGCUGACGCCCGAGAGGGUGCACGAGUUCCAGUGCGGCUGGCAGCAGCUGUGCGACAUGAACGUGGACCUGGUGCCCACGCCGCUCAGCCUCACCAUCCUCGUCAUCUUUCUCAUCGUGCUCGUCACGUUCUACACGUACUCGGCCCUGGAGCAGCUCGGCACCAGCUGGAAGGUCACCGCCGCCAUCAUGACGGUGAACGUGCCACACUUCGGGGCGCUCUUCCUGGUGUACAACUCGGCCAGCCGCUCCGCCGAGACGAUUCGCGACACUUUCAUGCGGAUACUGCAGAAGCCUCGGUGGCCGAUAGACGACGAACCCAGAGAAACCGAGCUGCAGAAAUUCCUCGAGGUUGUUCGGUGGAACAGUCCGGUCGUCCGCGUCGGCGGCCGUUUUCAAUUAACGACGAGUUCUUUCAACGCCGUCAUCGCCGCCAUCACCACCUACGUCAUCGUCAUCCUGCAGCUGCAGCUCGGCCUGCCAAGUCAUGAGGCGUGGGACGAGGGACCGACGACUCCCUCCGCGACGACCAGCACUUCGUAGAUUCAGCCAGCUUUACAGUGUACCCAACCCAACCGGAAACCGGUCUGCCACACGCCAUGGACCGUGGAACAGGGUGGAGACUGAUCGAAUGGUUCUGUCUUAUAUUUCCAGUCUAGAGCGCGAAAAACAGUGAAAAAAAAAACAGUAGUUUUUGAGUUAUAGACUUGCUGAGGCUGGAUAAUUUUGACGAGAAUCAUGUAGGUUCGUCAUUUGGCUUUUUAUAGUGAAUAAAAAUGACCUUGAGAUUGUUCGGAACAGCAACUAGGGGGUUGCGUUGCACUCAAUUAUGCUUGUCAGGAAACAGAAAAUGUCCCUCACGUUG